Messenger RNA from Cydia strobilella, 2909 nucleotides. RefSeq names its product aminopeptidase N-like (gene Apn2). Gene Ontology annotation, biological process: proteolysis; peptide catabolic process. Lineage: Eukaryota; Metazoa; Arthropoda; Insecta; Lepidoptera; Tortricidae. The record is from RefSeq and is a predicted model, not a curated record. The transcript is spliced from 16 exons. Gene Ontology annotation, cellular component: cytoplasm. The coding region runs from base 64 to 2886 and encodes 940 amino acids. Gene Ontology annotation, molecular function: metalloaminopeptidase activity; zinc ion binding; peptide binding.
AUCAUUAAUUGAUUAAACUAAGCUAGUUUUAAUUUAGAAGUGCCAGUGUAAAUACAUAGCGAUAUGUAUUUACUCCUCGGCCUAACUCUAUUGGGGGGCGCCCUCGCUGUCCCUCUCUCCACCAACACCGUGCUUCGGAACGACGACCUAGCCGCUCAAUACGUAUUACCAGGAGAGUCCUAUCCCACGUUCUAUGAUGUCAGACUCUUUCUUAACCCGGACAACCCUGAUUAUUUCUACGGCAACGUUUCUAUGAGGAUCCUUGCUAACUAUGAGACAAAUGUUAUAGUUAUUCAAGCUAUGGAGACAGAUAUUGAUAGUAUUAGAGUGUAUAGAGAUGGAGAUGAAGAUGAAAACUUGUUUGAUAGCUUUGAUUUAGCUACAGAUGACACUCAUCUGCUUACGAUCAACUUGACAAGAGAGAUCAGUCCUAACCAGCCGUAUAACAUACAUAUUGAUUACGUGGCGAACUUCGCUGAGAACAUGUUUGGAGUUUAUUUGUCUACGUAUCAGGCUGAGGAUGGUACUCCUGCCCGUCUGAUAACGUCGCAGCUGCAGCCGACGUUUGCGCGGCGCGCGUUCCCCUGCUACGACGAGCCGGCGCUUAAAGCUGUCUUCAGGACCACUAUAUACGCCCCUGCUGCGUACCCUGUUGUCGUCUCUAACAUGCCUGAAAGAACGACGAACUUGAAAGAAGACGUCGACGGCUUCGUGAAACACGAAUUCGAAGACACGCUAGUGAUGUCCACAUAUCUCCUCGCUUACCUCGUAUCCACGUUUGAGUCCGUCACCAAUACCGAAGAUUCUGUAUACCGCGUGCCCUUCAAAGUGUACACACGGCCCGGUAUUUUGGACACUGCCGAGUUCGCGAUGGACUUUGGCCAGAAGAACAUGGUGGCGUUAGAGGAGUAUACGGAGUUUGAGUACGCGUUCCCUAAGCUGGAUAAUGUCGCUGUCCCGGAUUUUGCUGCUGGUGCUAUGGAGAACUGGGGGCUGAUUGUUUACAGGGAAGUGGCACUUCUCGUCACUGAAGGUGUGACCACGACCUCUACCAAGCAAAACAUCGGUCGUAUCAUUAGCCACGAAAACGUCCACCAGUGGUUUGGCAAUGAGGUUGGACCGGCCUCUUGGACGUACACUUGGCUGAAUGAGGGCUUCGCUGCUUUCUUCGAGAGCUUUGCUACUGAUAUGGUGCUCCCAGAAUGGCGUAUGAUGGACCAGUUUGUUCACAUCCUCCAAGGCGUGAUGCAGAGCGAUGCAGUCCUUAGCGUCAACCCCAUGACCAACCCUGUGUACACUCCCUCGCAAAUCCUUGGCACCUUCAACGCCGUAGCUUACCAGAAAUCGGGCUCCGUCAUUCGUAUGAUGCAGCACUUCCUCACGCCCGAAGUGUUCCGGAGAGGGCUCGUUAUCUACAUACAGGCCAAUUCCCGAGCCGCCGCUACACCAGCCAGCCUCUACGCGGCCAUGCAAGAGGCCCUUAAUGAGUCCAAUCACACCAUUCCCUACCAAUUGGCUACAGUCAUGACUCGCUGGGAGACUCAAGGCGGUUUCCCGGUUCUGAACGUGAGGCGCACGUCACCUGAGUCUAACUCUAUCUUCGUAGAUCAGGAACGCUACCUGACCGACCGCUCGCAGACCUCCGCUGAGCGCUGGCACGUGCCUCUCAACUGGGUGCUGUCUACCAACAUCGACUUCAGCGACACCAGUCCGCAAGCCUGGCUGCCGCCGACCUUCCCUGCCACGUCCUUCAACAUCCCCGGUCUGGCUGACGCUGAGUGGUUCAUUGUUAAUAAGCAACAGACUGGUUACUACAGAGUGAACUACGAAUCUACCAACUGGGAGGCUUUGACGAAGGUCUUGGCCGAAUCUCACGAGACCAUCCACGUCCUCAACAGAGCUCAGCUCGUCGACGAUGCCUUCAACCUGGCAAGGAACGGUCGUCUUGACUACCGCCACGCGUUCGAGCUGUCCUUGUACCUGGAUAAUGAGAAGGACUACAUUCCCUGGGGAUAUGUGCAGAAAGCCUGGGAUUACCUGGACGUGGUGCUCAGUGGCUCAGCAGCGUACGAAAUUUUCCAAGAAUACGUCUUGAAGCUCACGGCGCCCAUGUACGAGGAGUUGGGCUUCAACGCUUUAUCCACCGAGGAACAUGUGACCGCGUACUACAGGACCAUCAUGCUGGACUUCAACUGUCGCUACGGCAACCAAGACUGUCUUGAUAGGGCGUCGGAGCUGCUCCAGCAGUUCAGGGACAAUCCUACUCAACGCCUCAACCCUGACAUUCAGACGACGGUCUACUGCGCCGGUCUCCGCGGUGGAGACCAAGAUAACUUUAACUUCUUGUGGCAGCUGUUUGAAGCCAGCACCGACUCUAGCGAACAAUCCAUCUUGCUAAGCGCUAUGGGAUGUACCGGCGAUGAGACAAUUAGGCAAAAUUAUCUGAACCAAGUGAUCGAUGACGAAUCGCCCGUGAGACAGCAAGACAAGCAUACGAUUGUCGUGUCCGUCAUCAACUCGAGCCCUCAGGGCAUGGAGGCUGCCUUGGAGUUCGUCAUUGAAAACUGGGCUGAAAUUCAACCCAGAGUGCAAGGCUUGACCGGAACAACAAACAUCCUCAAUGCUUUUUCCAGCAGGCUCACAACUCAGGCGCAUUUAGACAAGAUCAACGAGCUGGUCAGCCGCCACCAAGCCAUCUUAACAGCCGGAGAGCAGGCUUCUAUCGGUGCCAUCAGGGAGAACAUCGCUGCCUCCAUCUCCUGGUCUACUGACAACUACGCCGGGGUCAACUCCUGGCUCAGUGUGACCUUCAGGAACAGCGCGACUGCCAUCACUUCUAGUUUUGUAGUCCUGUUCUGUGUUAUUGUAGCUGUAUUUAAUUGUUGAAUUAAUUAAAUUAGUAUAAGGAA